CAGAAAAAAAAAAAAAAGCUCUACUAUGCAAUACAUCAUGUAGACAUGAUUGUUUUGUUUACGUUAGUCAAAGGUCAGGGGUGAAGGGUCAGGAACCAAAGGUGAGGGGUCAAAUGUCAGGAGUCUAAGUCCAGGGGUCAGUGGUCAAGUGUCAGGGGUGAAGGCUCAGCGGUCAAAGGUUAGAGUUAGAGGCCAUGGGUCAAAGCUCAGGGUUAGGGUCAUACGUGGUCAUUUAAAAAAAGUCUUACUGUACAUAGUCAUUAAAAAAAAAAUCGUAUUAUAAAUGGUCACUUUUUAACAAAAAAAGCCUUACUUUCUCGUGAAACCGUAAAUGCUGUUCAAUGUUGGGAGUCACUCCGAACGAUGUCUUUGUGUUGUCUGUCCACUAGAUGGAGCGCUGACUCCGUUAUCUCCAAUCAGCAUCUUGAGAGCCUUUUUCAGCCAUAUCGGUCCAGUGUUUAUUAUUGUUACCUCAUUUAGAAAUGCGUGACAUGCGUUAUCUUUGGAAAAAAAAAAAAAAAAAACCUCCUUGGAUUACGCAGGUGUAGUGUAUUGGCCACGAGUGUAGAGACGUGACCUGCAACUGCACAUGCGCGCCAAGGUUAAGAAAAUAAUAUAGUAUAGACGACUAUCAGUUUUUUCCAGGGAGGGAGACUCCAUUAUUACUGCCUUGGGUCUCUCGUGUGGUAUUUUAAUUGUAAUUACGAUGAUGUCAGAGUGUCCGUCCUCUCUAAUGACUUUCUCACACAGAAAAAAAAAGGGAGGGAAAAAAACAACUUAGACAAGCCUUCCAGCUUCCAUUUCACUUGCUUGUCACACGGACGGAGCCACACACAUUCCGAUCCCGGCAGUAGGUGAGACAUUCAAGCAUGCGCGUCCUUCCACCGCCGCUGCUGCUGCUGCUGCUGCUGCUUCUGCUGGGCCAGAGCUCGGCUCUAAUGCGCGUCGCAGAGACGACGGCCCUGAAUGGCUUCCGCGGCUGCGCAGUGCGAGAGUUCACCUUCGUGGCCCAGAAGCCGGGCUGCAAGAGUGUGCGAGUCACCACGGAAGCCUGUUGGGGGCGCUGUCACACCUGGGAGAGGCCAAUCCUGGACCCUCCCUACAUCCAUCGGCACCACCGCGUGUGCACGUAUGCGCUGACCCGCUAUGCUAGUGCGCGGCUGCCGGGCUGCCAGCCCGGCAUCUCGCCUCUUUAUCACUACCCGGUGGCCGUGCACUGUCACUGCGCCGUGUGCACCACCCUGGACAGCGAAUGUGAGAGCUUCUAACCAUUAUGUCACCAACAUGUGUGAGAUGCUCAUUAAAAUCAUGCAAA
This is a messenger RNA of Syngnathus acus (greater pipefish), 1315 nucleotides long. It is a transcript of the gene gphb5, whose product is annotated as glycoprotein hormone subunit beta 5. Gene Ontology annotation, cellular component: cytoplasm; extracellular region. Gene Ontology annotation, biological process: G protein-coupled receptor signaling pathway; regulation of thyroid hormone receptor signaling pathway. Gene Ontology annotation, molecular function: hormone activity. The record is from RefSeq and is a predicted model, not a curated record. The transcript has 3 exons. The coding region runs from base 870 to 1268 and encodes 132 amino acids. NCBI's taxonomy places the organism in Eukaryota, Metazoa, Chordata, Actinopteri, Syngnathiformes, Syngnathidae.